Messenger RNA from Tremella mesenterica DSM 1558, 1134 nucleotides. RefSeq lists its product as uncharacterized. The transcript has 4 exons. Lineage: Eukaryota; Fungi; Basidiomycota; Tremellomycetes; Tremellales; Tremellaceae. The record is from RefSeq and is a predicted model, not a curated record. The coding region runs from base 1 to 1134 and encodes 377 amino acids.
AUGUUCCUAUACAACGUUCAUACACCUCACAAGACCUUCGCUCUCGUCCAUAAAGAUGGGGAAGGCCAAGUGGGGCUGGUCAAUCGGAUAUGCAAGAAGGCUGGUUUGGGAUUCGAAGAAACCACUGCAGUCAAAGAGGGGAAGGAUGGAGCUGGAUUGAUAUAUGAGUACGAAGGGGAAAGAUGGUCACUCGAUGAUGACGACGACUUAGACAUUCUCUUCUCCAGAUUUCCUCCAUCGUCUACACCUUCUGUCACCCUUCAACUCACCCCUCCUCCGAGUAAUCUUAGAGCUCAUUUCGCACCCCCUCCUCCUGCGUACUCUACUCCAUCCAGUCUGGUCAAAUCAAAAGCUCAAUCGCAAACCAAGAAAUCAACCCAGAAAUCAUCUCCCUCUCCUAUCCCAGCAUCCUCCCUCCCCAAGUCGAGCGAUCCUGUUGAGAAGACCAUCGCGACCAUUCCCAACGGUACAGGCGCGUUGCUCUCAAAUGGCACUGGAGCAAAACCAAAUGGUGUGAUCGCACAUAAACCAAAGCUUCCAACUGGAGGAAGAACCGCAGGACGUGCAGUCUCUGUCACUUUACCCACUCGAGAAGAAACUCUGCCAGCUGCAGCGUCCGUCCCAAGGGCCAAAAGCGUCAUGUCGACGCGAAGCAGAAAGAGUAGGUGGGGUGACGAUGAUGCUGAACCUCUCGGAGUGACCAAAAAGCGAGAAUGGGAAGAAUUUCACGCCAACAAUGGUGUACGUACUGUGGUCGGGAGGGUCGCCAAUAUUGAUGGGGUUCGAAUGUUACUCAAAUCGGGAUACAGACAUGUGUACGUGUCAAGGAGUUUUGCCAUUCGUGCUGGACUGGUGGAUAGAAAGUAUGGAACGGGUUUUGGAGGUUACUCGGGAUUGAGGAUGUUGGGACAGGUACCGAUAACUGUUGGGGGAAAGACCGCAAGUCAUGUGGCUAUGAUAAGUGAAGAACAGCACUUUGAGGUAAUCUUGGGAAGAUCAUGGAUGGAAAGAAUGGGAGUGAAGGUCGACCCGCUCGAUCAUACCCUUCUUCACUACAUGGACACCGGUGAAGCCAUCCCCUGUGAUCUGGUCGUACUCAAGAACGACAAGGGCGAUGUGAUCCACAUCACCUGA